Molecule: messenger RNA, 2458 nt
Organism: Octopus sinensis (East Asian common octopus)
Lineage: Eukaryota; Metazoa; Mollusca; Cephalopoda; Octopoda; Octopodidae
Product: solute carrier family 22 member 6-A-like
Exons: 10
Coding region: 115-1746 (543 amino acids)
Biological process (GO): transmembrane transport
Molecular function (GO): transmembrane transporter activity
Source: RefSeq, a predicted model, not a curated record
CGCGCUAAAGUGGAGGCAUUUGAAAGAUAUACAUAAAUAUAAUUGGUUGGACUCUAUUCAUGCGAGACUCCAGUCAAACGUUUUUGUAUCUAGUCCUGCAAAUUGUAUUUCUAUAUGACGACUCUGCUGAACAGAUUGCGGGUAUUCAUAUGCGUGGCCACCAUUCCUGAAUACAGAUGUAAGAAUCUGACAGAGUUUCAACUCAGCCAAUACAACAUAUCCAUCAGUGAAGAAGUCAAUCUGUCAUAUGAUAAAUGCUGUAUAGAUAUCAUCAAUACUGAUGGAGGAAUUACAAGAGAGAAUCGAACCCUGGACUGCCUUAAUGGUUAUUAUUAUACUGCACCUGUUGAUAAGUCUAUUGUGUCACAGUGGGACCUGGUCUGCAACAACGAAGGAUUGGCUGAAUCUACCCAAACAUUUUAUAUCUUGGGCCAAGUGGUCAGUGGUCUACUGGCACCAUAUUUCAUUGAAAGAUUUGGACGGAAGCCUAUAAGGAUAUUAAGUAAUUUGUUCCUGGUGGUCUUCAACUUAAUCUCUGCGUUUUCGCCGUUUUAUUGGUUGUUCGCGGCUGCGAGAUUUUUCACUGGAAUACUACGAGAGGUAUAUGUUCUGAGUUCAGUAACUCUGGCGUGUGAGUUAUACCCGAAGGAAAGACGUAUUGUUAUGACUGGUAUAUUUAUGUUUAUCUGGAGCAUGUUAAAUUGUUUACUUGGGUUGAUAGCCUACCUUUUAAAGGAUUACAGUUGGAACACGUUAUUCUUGUUUAACGCUGGUAUAUCAGGAUAUUUCAUAGUAGACUUAUUGUUCAUGGAAGAAUCUCUCCGAUGGUUAUUUGCAAAUUCGAAAAUAAAAGCUGCAGAGAAGAUUAUCAAAAAGGCAGCAAGACAAAACAAAAUUGAUUUUGAUAAUGUCUGGAGUUUAACUUUAAAAGAUACCUCAAAACAACAAGCAGCUAGCCAUGGAAACGAAGCAAGUCAUGAGAUCCGAAACCAUGGAACAAUCACGCCGAUAGAUGUCACAGCGACCACAAUUGUAGAGGAUACACAACCAAACAUUGAAAAGGAAACCUCUACACUUGCCAAGUUACUUACUGUCUUUAAAUUAUCCUAUUUGAGGAAAAUUACCAUCGUUGUGUCUAUAGAAUUUGCAGUCAAUAUGACAUCACUGACCAGUAUAAUACUAAUGCUGGACACUCUGGUUGGAAGUGUUUACAUCAACUCUAUCAUAAUGUUUUUUGUUGAUGGUAUUUCCUCAUUUAUUUAUACUACAUUGGCUAAAAGAUUCGGACACAAUAAGGCCCUUCAAACUACAAAGUUAUCCACUGCUAUCUGUAUGAUUUCUGCAGCCCUGAUAAAAUUACUGGCAGAGAACAGUCAAACAAUGGAUUACAUCUUUCUGGGAUUGUAUAUUUUGGCCCUUUCUGGACUGAGUGCUGCUGUUACUGGAGACUAUAUCUACAUCUCGGAAUUGUUUCCUACAGAAAUACGAAGCGCUGGAAAUGGUUUUGCAACGACUUUCAUGCGGAUUGUAUGCACAGCAGCGCCUUUCUUCAAACUAUUAGCUUUGGCUUUUCCAUGGGUUCCUGGUAUUAUUAUAGGAUUCGCAUGCGUAGCUUCCUCAAUUAUUAUUCGAGUAUUUUUACCGGAAACUGGAAACCGCGUUUUACCGCAGACAAUCGAAGAAGUUAACAGAAUGGGACAGGAACAAAAGAUGAAGAAACUAAACAAGAUCGAAAAUGCAUCGUAAAAAUAAGAUAAUCAUGAGAAUUAGGGCAGUUGGAAUCGGCAAGAUUAAAUUCGUUAAAAACUCAAAAUGUUAUAGUUAUAUUGGUGUGAUGUUUUGAGGAAGGUCUUUGAGAGUUAACAAUGACAGGAAAAAUGCUUAAUGGAAUUUCGUCCGGCUUUACAUUCCGAGUUGAAAUUCCACCAAGGUCGAUUUAGCCUUUCACCUUUUCGAGGUUGAUAAAACUUCGAGCAGUGGGGUCGAUGCACUCGACGUAACCCCUGCCCCGUAAUUGCUGUCUUUGUGCCAAAAUUUGAAACCAGUAUAAACGAACACAAAUAAUUGCUAUCGUUGACAGAUAAUAUACUGUGUAUUUAAAAACUUAUACUAUAGUACUUUCUCUCAAGAGAAAAUAUUAGUCUUCAGGCGAAGUGCUUGAUAAAUUUUCUUCGCCAUAACUUUUACCAAAUAACUUUCUACUGCUUCUUUAUUUAUGAAGUAAUUUAUUAAUUCAUUUACUUUAACAAAUUAACUGAUUUAUUAAUAAAAUACCUUUAAAUACCUUCUAUAUAGAAUAUUCUUCUCUACACUUUUUACAUUUUAGUAUCCGAUCUCAUUGAAUUAUCUAGCCGUGCCUGUCUAUUUCAUGCCUUUUUCAUUCUACACACACUCACACAUGCUUACAACCAUUCCUCUGUUAAUCUCAUUGACUCCUCUCCAACACUUCAUACACAUG